This is a messenger RNA of Glossina fuscipes, 2449 nucleotides long. It is a transcript of the gene mRpS24, whose product is annotated as 28S ribosomal protein S24, mitochondrial. The transcript has 3 exons. Lineage: Eukaryota; Metazoa; Arthropoda; Insecta; Diptera; Glossinidae. Gene Ontology annotation, cellular component: mitochondrion. Gene Ontology annotation, biological process: translation. The record is from RefSeq and is a predicted model, not a curated record. Bases 120 to 683 code for a protein of 187 amino acids.
UAAAAAAAGUAGAAUAUACGACUAAAAAGUAUGCAUAUGAUACGGAAAUUGGCAUCCAUGUAAUUAAAUAAUGUCAAAGUAAAUCGACGAAGUGUUUGAUCGCAUUUAAUGGGUUAGCAAUGUCAUUUAAGCCUGCGGUAAUCAGCUGUUUACAUUACUAUUUCAAGAAUAGCGGUAAAAUGUUUUCCUUGCAAAAAUUCACAAAUUUGGGAAUCAAUAUCGCAUUGCAGAAUAUAAAAUGCACUGCAUCUAUUCAUACAACUGCGGUGUGUUCCAAAGUGCAAGCUGGGCGUUAUCGUAUAACUCCAAAACGUGACCGGCCGCUCACUUAUGAAAUGGCUUAUCCGCCUCAUUCAAUAGCUCACCACAAAAGCUGGAAUUCGUGGAACACUUCUACAAUGUUGGAUGGUCUACGCCCUUCUCAGACGGCCAUUGAAGAUAUAUUUAUACGUAAAUUCAUGACAGGCACUUGGCAUUCUUUGGUAGUUUCUGAAGUGAUUAUAAAGCGCCAACAUAAUAUGAUUCGAAUCGCAGCUAUUGUACGUCAAGCAAUUUCCGCUCGUAAAAUGUAUUUUCUUAUCGGCUACACCGAAGAAUUACUUUCCUAUUGGAUACAAUGUCCCGUCACAUUAGAAUUGCAAACAGUCGCUGAUAAAAAAGAUGUUGUUUUUAAAUAUAUUUAAAAAAAGGAAACGGAUUAAAAUGAACUGAGCUUGAAAUCUUUUAAUUUAAAAAAAAUUCGCCGACUGCAGUUGCAAUCGUUCGCUUGACUGAUUUACCGGAUUUUUAUUGGCGAUGUUUAUCUUAAUCAAAAUGCUUAUCGGCUGACGAUGUCUGGUGAGUCUUUCCAAAUUGUUUUGCAUUCUUUCAUAAUUCUGUGAAUAUCCGCAUAUGGAAAAUACAAAGACAAUUGCUUUGUUCCAUGUCACGUCCAUAGUUACAAACAUCGCUAUCUUGGAGUUGAAAUGUGCUUAAAAGUAAGCUAUUAUGAGUUCUAAGGUAUUUCCAUUCAACAGAGGGGUAUUUGUAUUGUUAAGUGGAAAUGUUGUUGAGGACAUUUAUUGAAAGCAACUCUCCAGUCUCAACAAAAGGGAAUAUUUUUUUAUAAACUAUGUAAAAGAACAAGCAUCUAACGGCUUUUAGCGAAAAAUUUACCAUACUGAAAUUUACAUAAAAAUCAAAGCCAUUUUAGAAGUGCACAAAGAAGUUGUAGGAAGUGAAUAAUUGCGAAAAAAAAAAAUUGUGUAUAUUAAAACACUUUAGAAAAAAAAAUUGUCCAUUAAAAUAUAUAGCAUUUAAUAAGUUAAAUAAGAUUUGAUAAUGAGAGUUUAAUAAGUUAAACAAGAAAAGUGUAACUUCAAGGAAAAUAAGAGCAUAGUGUAUUUAGUGUUUUAAAAUCUUCCUUAACUUUAACAAAGUUUAGUUUUAGUUUCAAUAGUUUAUUGACGGUAAGUACAUUUAUUUCGUUUAUUUAAAAUUUCAUAUAUUUCAUGUAUUUAACAAGGAAUCCCAUCUGAGAUUCACAUAGAUUCCCUGGAAAUCUCGUUGGUAUCUCUAGUUGCUAGCAAUUUCGAAUAAUUUCGUAGCCGUUAUAUUCAUAUUGGCGGCACUAAACACAUAUGUUUGAGACUAUAAAGAGAUAAGCAUUGAACCAGGUAGUAACCGUUGAGAUGGUGAGAUGGGAGCUACAAAGGGUUAGGCGCAAUUUGAAACGGCUAGAAAAAGAAAAUAUCAUCCGUCUCACUAUUUAUAGCGCCUAUCUAUGCGUAUAAACUGUGGUACAAGCAAGCCGCGGAGAUAACAAUGAAGCCGCGGACGAUGAAACAAAUCGUCCGUGACAAGAAUAUACUGAUAUAGAGAAAGGACUUCCCAGGAUUUGACGAGACGGACGUAAGUAGGGAUAUACCAGCAACAGACGAAUUGUUAGAAGGAAAAGUUAAAAUGAUAAAUGACGCUGACACUGACGGAGAGGUAUAGGGGGAAAUAGAAUUGACCGAUGGGACUGAUGGGACUGGCACGCCUAGUACACCUAGUAUGCCCAUAAUUGAUUAUGGUGGAUCAUUAACCAGCGCAGGCAGCGCUGAUGGAGGAGAAUCGACGAGUCGAAAGAAACGAUGCGCCACCGCCUCAUAAACAUGAAGAUUCGCUGUAUGCCAAAGGCAAAUUUGCAUUUAUCUUUACUUUUUAUUGUGUAUAUUUUAUUUAUUCCGUUUUACCUAAAAUUUUAGACCAAAAAACAAGCAAACGAUUCGACGGCCCCACUAUCGCUUCAGCUGAAUGCGAUACUUCCAUAGGCAAAGCUGUGUCGCUGCAGAGUAGUAGGGAUGUCGGAAAAAUGUACUUACUUGGCCCAUCACAAAAAAUGAAGUUUGUACAAUCACAGCUUAAUAAUAAAAGAUUACUUGCAUCAAUUGGGUAUUUAAAGAGAGUUUUAAUACCAUUCGUUUUA